AUGAGAUACAACGCUUUUGCCUUCAUGGUCCUCGUCAACGGCCUCGCUCAGGCCAAUCGUUUCGACUGGCAGAGCGAGUCCAAGGCUGAUGUUGCCAAGCACGAGCACAAGAACGCUGCCGACCCUGUUUUUAAGGUGGAGGUGAACGAGGGUCACCGUGCUGGCAACAAGGGUCAAGUUGAGGUUGGGAAAUUAAAGAAGGAGGAGGAGAAAGCCGAGGAAGAGGCCAAAAAGCUGGAGGAGAAGCUGCAGAAGAAAGAGGACGAGCUUGAGCUCAAGGCUGCCCAGGCUAGAGGGAGCCGCCAUCACCGCCACACCCACUCCUCAUACUCCCCUGAUCCUACCUACGAUCAUGUCACCAGAACUACUGGAUAUCAUCGCCAUCACUCAGGUCACCUCCAAAAGGGCCCCUACACACUUGACGGAGAGAAAUUCGACUAUAUCCAUAAACCAAAGGUUCACUUCCACACCUCUUACACCACCCACGCACCUACUCUCAGUCCUGGAUGUGUCGGUGACAAGUGUGCGCGUAAGCCUUGCAAAGAAUGUAAUGGCAACUGGGCACAGCCUGGCUGCUGGCACUGCAAGGCCCAUGGAGCCACUGGUGAGGAGGUUGCUGAACAGGUAGCGAAAACCACCAAGCAUGCUCCUGAAGAAACCAAGGCCAAAGAGGAGGAGGAGGAGGAUAAAAAGGAGAAGGAUCAUUACGCAAAGACAUACACGCAUGGAGACAAGACUGUCAUUGUUCCUAAGGAGACCAAGGCCCCUGAAGCUACUCGGCCUGAAGCUCCUCAGAUUGAACAACCUCAUAAAGAGGGCCCCAAGGUCAUUGUCAUCGAGGAGCCCAAGAAGAAGCCUGAGGGGGAGAAGAAGCUUGAAGAGAAGAAAGAGGAGAAAAAGAAGUACCCUGAUGAGAAACCCAAGCAUGAGUACCCCAAGGAGGAGCCCAAGAAGGAGGACAUCUGUGACAAGGUCCAUCAUCAUGGCCAGCCCAGCAUCUGUGACAAGAUCAAGCAUCAGCACCAUAAGGUCGACGAGCCUAAGAAGGAGAACAUCUGUUCCAAGCCCAAGGGCUGCCAUCCCCAUCAUCAGGCUCCUGCUCCCGCUCCUGCUCCUCACCAUGAAGUGAAACUUGUCCCCGCUCCCGUCCCAGCUCCUCAUUACCCCGAGCAGAAGCCUGAGAUUCAGCCUGCCCCUAUUCCAGCUCCAGCUCCCCAACAGCCUGAGCAGAAGCCUGGAGAGGUUCAGCCGGCUCCGGCUCCGGCUCCAGCCCCUGCUCAACCCGAAGGAGCCAAGCCCGAAGAAGGCAAGCACGGCAAUGCUCCCUCAGUUCCCAUAACAGUCCCCAAGUCCGGAGCCACCUACAACCGCGUCUCUGUUGGCAUCGCCGUCUUUGCAGGUAUUGCCAGCAUGAUGCUUCUGUGA
Fusarium odoratissimum NRRL 54006 is the source of this 1425-nucleotide messenger RNA. RefSeq lists its product as uncharacterized. Bases 1 to 1425 code for a protein of 474 amino acids. The record is from RefSeq and is a predicted model, not a curated record. The transcript has a single exon. NCBI's taxonomy places the organism in Eukaryota, Fungi, Ascomycota, Sordariomycetes, Hypocreales, Nectriaceae.